This is a messenger RNA of Exaiptasia diaphana, 3039 nucleotides long. RefSeq lists its product as uncharacterized. Lineage: Eukaryota; Metazoa; Cnidaria; Anthozoa; Actiniaria; Aiptasiidae. Gene Ontology annotation, molecular function: protein binding. Bases 407 to 2587 code for a protein of 726 amino acids. The record is from RefSeq and is a predicted model, not a curated record. The transcript has 4 exons. Gene Ontology annotation, biological process: regulation of apoptotic process.
UUUAACUAUGCAUUAACGAAACAACGUAGCUAUUUUACUGGUCACAAAAUAAUAAAUAGUUCUUGGUAUACUAUUUGUAGCUUGUAGUUGAUGGMRAAAAAUUGAAGGUUUUCCAUCAUUCCUUAUAAUUUUUUUACAAUUACCGAGUUGAUUUAGAGCAAAAACGUCUCUUUAGGAAGUGUUAGGAACCAAUUAGUCCACCUAUAAUGACUUUAAUGGAUUAGCACUGUAAUAAAUCCUGGGUUUUAUUGACUUGACAGUCGACCGUGACUCAUCCUUUGUUUACCAUUCAAACCGGACUUAGUGAAUGCAAAUCACUKUUCCGUUGGCAACACCGAUGUGUUACUAUGGAUAGAAUAUGGACCCCUCUCUUGCAGUCAGACAUAUCUAAUAGUUAAUAAGGAUAAUGUCCACAUAUACGGACAUUCCUUCGUCUUUUGCUAGCCUUCUUCAUAACAUUGGGAAAGAUCUUGAUGAUGAUCGGGUGCGAUACAUGAAAUAUUUGCUACAAGGACACAUCAACAAAGAAACAUUACAACAUCUCGGAGACUCUGGACUUGACCUGGUCGAAAUCCUGCAAAAACGUGGCUUGGUCUCUGAAAAGCGACUUGCAUUUCUGCGAAAGCUUCUUGUUGAAGUGAAGUGUUUGAAACUUGUGAAUUUACUAGAUGAGUUCAAGGAGAAGUUGUCUCCUGGUAUUAACUUUGCUGAUCAAGGACAUGAAAAAGGAAGAAAUGAGAGACGGAAUGAUAAGAGAGAAGCAUUACUACGAAUGAUGGACCGACUUGAGAAGGAAAUAAGAUCCAUAGAAGAUAGCGAAACAGAGUCGACCAGCGAAAUAAAGCAAUUCGAGACUCAGAUGCAAACAUUGCAACAGAGACUUGCUAGCGAAGAAGACGAAAUCACUAAACUGAAGCAGCAAAUCAAAGAAAACCAAAGCCAAAUUGAAUCAUUUGAGCGUAAACUGGAAAGUGUACGUUUCUUUUUAAAGAAACACGAAGUUGAUCUCGACAAAAUUAAACAAAAGCUCGAAGUUAGUAAAAACAGUGCGGGUAUCAAGAUGGAAUUGAAAGAAAAAAUGAAUGAAUAUGAAACUGAGAAGAAAGGUGAAGAUGAAUUGGUCGCCAAAUACCAGAAGACACUGGACGAAAUUAGAUCGAUCCAUGUUGAAAUUCGUCAUCGUACCGAGGAAAUCAUAAGACUUGAAGACUGUAUUCACGAUUUAGUGUUACAAAUACGGAUAGUUAAACAUACUGUACACAAGAACCACCGUAUAAAGAUGGAAUUUCAAGAGAAACUCGACAAUACGGCUGUCGAUUUAGCAGACACUGACCGUCAAAAACCCAUGACACCUGGAUGGACGUCGAGGUCGCGCAGUCGAUUAACAGCGAAGUCUUUUUCAAGGGCUGAAUGCAUACGUCAAGAUAAUACUCUGGAAUAUAAGGUCCUUGAUUACAACGAGUUUACGGGACAAGAAACUACGAUCAUCGGUCGUAAAGGGAAAGGCAUUUCACCUCCUCAGUUCAACUUGCCUGUGAGUGUAGCUGUAGAUUUCUUAGGAAAUCUCCAUGUUGCUGACCAUGGAAACGGACGGRUACACGUGAUCGACUCGUACGAGGGAGCAAUUGAACGGCAACCGCUUAAAAUUGGAGGGAAAUGUCGACCAUGCGCAGUAGCUGUUAAUUAUCGAGGAGAUCUGGUGAUGACUGACUCACAGAUCAUCAGAGUUUUCAACAAUAAAGGUGAGUUUCUUCGUCCAAUUCUUCCAGUYUACAGCAAGAACGACCGAAGACCUCACCUAUGUUCGGUUGCCACUGACUCCAAUGGCUCCAUUUACGCUGGUGACAGAGCCAAUCACCGAAUCCAGAAAUUCGCUGCAAACGGCAAAUUCUUGCAAUUCAUUGGUAGUCACGAAGAAAUCAACUACCCAAUAGGAAUAACUGUAACCAAACACGGUGACGUAAUAGUGUCAGAUUACGUCAAACAUCUGUUAAAAGUGUUCCCUCGAGAAGAAGCGUUAAGACCGAAGACAAUCGGUACUGAAGGUCUUGGCGCAUGUAAAUUUUCAUACCCGAGAGGAAUAGCACUAGACUCUCAGGAGAACAUUUUAGUCGCUGACAGUCAGAACCACCGUAUUCAAGUCAUUUCGCUUGAGGGCGAAUAUGUCGGGAGUUUUGGGAGAAUUGGUGAUGAGCCUGGGUGCUUGAACACACCUUACGAUGUCACUGUUGACAACAGUGGUAGUGUCAUCGUUGCUGAUGCUAAAAAUCAUCGAGUACAAGUUUUUGCAAGGCUUGUUCCAGUAUAUGCUAUGGAUGAUAACGAAAACAUCGAUAUUGGGGAAGAGAGAAAUGACAGUGUAAUGGAWUAUGUUGUACAAAAUGAAGAGGCAAACGAUGAAGAUUAUGACGCGUCUGGCUCUGAAGAAGAUACUAGUCAGCUGGGGACUGCGGAUUGCGAUAAUAAACAAACUACAGAGCUUGAAGAAAACAGCCAAACUGUYCAUGACCAUGGCCACGCUUUACACAAGAAUACUACAAAUGAUAAUAUAACAACGAACGAUAACAACCAGAAUAAGUCAAGUUAGAACCAAAUAUCUCGACAGCUAGAUCUAUUUUUAAUUCCUAAUCCACAUCACUAAAUUGGUUGCAUCGUGGGUAAUUAAAUCUGAUUUUUAAUUGCUGUUUCCUUUUUGGGUGGUUUUGUUCGUUUGUUUGUUUGUUUUUUUUUUUUGUGUCGCUAGGUAAUAUUUCAAAUUGAUAAAUACUCCAUGAGUAUUAAAUUGAAAUUCUGAAAUAUCAGCUAGCCUAGAGUUAUAUAUUAGUGUUGGCUGUCAAGACUUAGUUUUCGACUAUAUAUGUCAGUUUGGGACGCCAAUUACCAAAUAAUUAGCUGUAAUUUUACUGAAAUUAUAAAAUUAUUAUCGUUAAUCAGAGAAUAUCAAUUACAGCUGUAAAAGCUAAAGCAUGCUUCUCGGCUGAAUCGACGUAUACACAAUUAAUAGAAUACAAUAAAAGUACAGAAAAUAAUUGCUUAAAA